GUCGACGCAAUUUGAACUUGCAAAUAUUCUCAGCAGACUUAUCGCAGCGAGUUUCAGAUCUUAGAUUAUUUAGUUUAAUCAAACUCCAAAUAGGUACUAACUUUUUACUGACCUCAGCAUGAUCAUUUUUCUAAAUUUUCAAUAUUUUUGUGAGGUUGUAGAUAUGUAAAAAGCGAUGGAGUAUCAGACGUUAUUCAGUUACAGGCCUUUCAAGAUCUUGUAUUGGAAUUCCACAACAUCCAGUAACUUUCUAGUAUUCCUAAUGAUUUGAUAAGACUGAAACGCACUUGUUAAAUGUCAAUAAUUAGUCCGAUUAAUUAGAGAAUCUGUGACGUAAUUAAUUCAUCACUAAUAUCCUUCCGUCUGCCAGUUUCGAUCAAUCAACAGUUUCGCCUUUUCUGAUAAUUUCUGAUAAUUUCGUCACCAUCACUUCUUAAAAGCGCGGAAAAUAUUAUUCAUAUUUCAACAUCUUGUCCUAAACAUUCGAGAACAGUCGUCGAUGAACGCUUCGAAAGUUACGCGAUCAAAAAAAAUGCUCUGAAUAUUUUUAAACUAUAAAGUUGGAGCAUAUCGAGUUAUGAAAAGUUUGUAAUUGACAUUAAUUGUCUCCUUAUUCAAUCAAUUAACACAAAUUGCAAGUAAUUAUAUUUUCUGUUAAAGAACUUUAAAGUUCUUACUGCCAGACCGAUAAUUUAUAUGAUACGACGAAGAAAUGUUUAACUUUAAGAAGCGGCAUCUCGUGUUUGGGUUGUUAUUUUUAUUCAUCUAUGGAUUGUUAACUACUUUGUUUACGGUUGAGUAUAACCACGUUCACAAAUACAAAUUGCUAACGGAAAAUAUUUUGAUCAUAAGUGAAGACAAGAACAAUGAAAUAGACCAAAGUAUUCGGAUUCGAGAAGUGGGUUUAACGGGACAAUCAAAAGUACACUCCUCGAGCAUAAAACAAAGCUCUGAGAGAAUUAUUAAUCUAAAAAACCUUGUUAAAGAUGUUAGAAUUAAGAAUAAUGUAACACCAAUCGUAUCACCGACGGAAAAAAGAAAAACUUAUAAAAUUGAGUACUUAAAAACAGCUAAAUCGCCGAAAUCGGACUUAAACGAGCCGUUGGUCCAUGGUAGGAACUAUGCUAAAAAAGAAACCAACUUUACUGACCAGGAAGAAUCAACUUCUAUUUGUCCUAAAUUAGGCAUUAUACAAAAACAUCCGAUUAAACUGAAGGAAAACAUUUCUUGUCUUGAACAUCAGCCAUCCGAAUCGGGUUGUAAGUAUGUCCAAGAACUCUAUCCAUACGAUGUUGGCAUUCAUACAUGCAAGGUUGAAAAAAGUGUCGAAAUAUGUACUUACGACAAAGGUCAAAUAUUCUGCACCUUUAAAUCGUGUGGAGUAAACUUUGACGAAAAAAUCUACGUUCAUAUUUUCAACAAAGAGACUGGACAUGUUGAAGUAGUACCAAAGGGGUGCAGCGACGAUGAAGAGCUGAAUUUUCUAGUGUACAGGGAAGCACAGAAAACUGUUAGAAGUGGUUAUAAUUUCAUGUUUCUUAGUUGUAAUAAAAAUGAAACACAAACGCAAUUGCUUCUUCUCGAUAAAGACAUUUUAGAACAGAAAUUAAAACUAGAAAAAGGUGAGAAAGAUGGCGUGAAUAUUAACAUUAUUUUGUUUGAUUCCAUAGCUCGAGCACAUUUUUACCGUUCUCUUAAAGCAACCAUAAAUAUGUUUAACGAAAUAAACUCCGAUCCUCAUUCUGAAACCGAGGUUUUAGAUUUCCAGCUUUUCCAAGCGUUGCACGGACAUAGCGCGGAAAACAACCACGGUUUGUUUACUGGUCACGUGUUCCCAUCUAACAUUUCGGAUAGUGAUAGAGAAGAACUCGCGACUGGUAUAGAUUAUUUCAUAAACCAUUUUAAAAAGCAUGGUUAUAACGUCAUGUAUCAGGAUGAUAUGUGCUGGGAAGCAUUUUGGGGAAUAAGAAUGGACCUUGGAGGAGCAGAAGAAUGGAAAGACUUGUCGUACAAGAUAGACCAACUAAACUUGGAUGAUACAGGUUUACUUUUUGCUAGUUGUAAAAUAAUGAAACAGUACAAAGUGGAACACAUUUUCAAUCUAGAGGACGAAGAGAAAGUUUGUUUUAACGGUCAACAGCAAGAUGAGUAUUAUCUACAAUAUCUUUACGAACGUUCCCAAAAAGCUGAAGCAGGUGGAGUCCGAAAAUCCUUCUCGUUUUCAAAUCUAAACGUAGCUCACGACGGGGGUGGAGUUAGAGUUCAAACGAUUGACGAAUCGCUGUCAGAGUUUGUAUCUUUGAUGUCCCGCAUGGAAAAUACAUUGACAAUAAUUUUAGCAGAUCAUGGAAACGGGUAUACCGAUUAUGUUUAUUUAGACAUGGAAGGUCGUUAUGAAAUGUUUCAUCCAUCUUUGUUCAUGAUUGUACCAAAAGGUGUGCAACAAUAUAUUGGUGAUAAUGUGAUGACGUCAUUAAGGUUAAAUCAAAAGAGACUUCUCACUAUGAUUGAUCUUCAUCACGGUCUGUUGAGUUUAACUAGUAAAAACAAACAAGCAAACGGUAUUUUUACUCCGGUGUCGAUAAACAGAGGUUGUUCCGAUGUACCUUUACGCUUGCCAAACUUAUGCGUGUGCCAGGGAUGGAACACUCCGGUGCAAAAUACGACAGAAAUGAUCGGUCAAAUGGAAUUUGCCAUCGGUACUUUGAAUAACAUUAUUACGGCAUCUUCAAAGGAGGGAAAAUGCAAAAGGCUUGUUCCCACUAUGAUAGUUAAUGUUCUGCAAAGAAAAGAUGGUGCGUUCAUUAGAACCACGUUUGACAUUUUAACGCAGUCAGGCUACGGUUUCACGAAUCGACACGAAACGAUAACAGUCGAAGUGAAGUCUAUUCUAAGUAAUACCGUUCCGUCACGAGAGAUGCAAUUACUAUCUAACGAUCGACUCUCCAAAUUCGGUCCUUACAAGAAGUGUAGCGAUACCGAGGAAACGUUCAGAUUAUGUGUUUGCGAUACAAAGAUACGAUAUUUGCAAUACGAAAACAACAUUGAAAAAUUAUAUUUUCAAAGGACGUCUUUGAACUACGAUAUAUUCAAAGGAAUCGUGUCUGAAGAAAUAAAAACUUUAGAAAAAAAUUUGGCAGUCAUUAUUAGAUCGUAUAAUGAACCUCAUUACGAUGAAAAUGAAAAUGAGAUUGAUCCAUACGUCAUUUCUUUAUCGUUUGAGGUGGUCAAUGUAGAUAACACGCAUGCGUACAUCAUCCAUGUCGAUUUCUUUAAUUUGAAGAAUAUAAAGGCCACGCAAAGGAACUGCAGCUCCGUUGUUAAAACAAACACUGUAACUUAUUUAUGUACUCUUGUAAGAAGUGCACCAGCGUGGUCAACGUUUUAUGAUUAUGAUAUUUAUUAUAAGAAAAUUUAAAAAUAAACAAAUUAGAAUUGAAAUAGUUAUUAAUAUAUAUUUAUAUAUUAUAUAUUCAAAGCUAGCUUCGGUCUUUUUCACUUUAUUCUUUUGUUUUAGUUAAAAAAAUAUCUGAACACUGUACCCCCUUUUUAA
Messenger RNA from Hydractinia symbiolongicarpus, 3553 nucleotides. RefSeq lists its product as uncharacterized. NCBI's taxonomy places the organism in Eukaryota, Metazoa, Cnidaria, Hydrozoa, Anthoathecata, Hydractiniidae. The coding region runs from base 713 to 3418 and encodes 901 amino acids. The record is from RefSeq and is a predicted model, not a curated record. The transcript is spliced from 2 exons.